AACAGUAACAUUUUAAACUUCAAUCUAAUUUCACUGGUUAGAAUAAUGAAAAUUUUCCAAGCUUUGUUUUUCUUUUUCAUCGUCAUUGCAAUGAUUGAUGCUGGAAGACAUCGUGGAUGGCGUCGUUGGAGAAACUAUGUGGAUUGUGAUGACGAAACAACGACCACUGAAACGCCGGAUUGUGAAUAAUAUGGAAAACAAAAGCAUCACCGAGUUUGAUCGUGCACAAAAGGCAAUAAUAAUGUCUAAAGCUUUCAGCGAAGCUUUCGCUUUUCAAAGCUUUUUAACGGCCAAAAAUAUGCUCCUACGACUAGUGACACAUAACUUAACAUUCCAUAGUUUAAAAAAUGCAAGUAUUCUUCGUAAUCCUUCAGUCCUUCGCAAUAAUUUUCGUUAUUUGGUUCGUGAAAAAUCAACACAAGUCAGGAAAAGUGAAAAAUUAUUUUUAAAUAUCCCGCUAACCUUGGCCUUCGGACUUGGCUCUUCCGUUAUUCUGAGGAAACAUUUAAAUACAGUUAAAUGUGAUAUCAAUCGAACGAACGAUUUCGAAGUAAUUUCUAAUCCAGAAUUGAAAUUCGACUGGAAAAGAUUCUGGAAAUAUUUAAAAGGUCAUAUUUGGAAGUUAUUGGGAGCGAUUGCAGCAGCCCUUGCUGUUGCUUAUUUCAACAUAAACAUCCCUUCAUUAUUAGGACAACUUGUUAAUGCUCUUUCGAAAUAUGCUGGCACUGAUCAUGGAACUGCAACAGAUUUCCUUCAAGAUGUGAAAGAACCAGCAACAAAUCUUUUACUCUCAUACUUAGCACAAUCAGCUUUUACAUUCAUCUACAUCUUCCUGUUAAGUCGCGUCGGAGAACAAAUUGCAUGUGAAAUUCGUCGUGAUCUUUUUGAAAAAAUUCUCAUUCAAGACAUUGAAUUCUUUGACGCGAAUAGAACAGGCGAACUUGUUAAUCGAUUAACAUCUGAUGUUCAAGACUUCAAAUCAUCAUUUAAGCAGACAAUUUCACAAGGUUUAAGAUCAAUCGCACAACUCAUUGGCGGUUCAAUUUCUCUCUUCAUCAUCUCACCACAGCUUGCGACAAUUGCUCUCGUUUCUGUGCCAACUGCAGUGUUCUUUGGAUCAUUUCUGGGACGUUCAUUACGUGACUUGAGUCGUAAAUCUCAAGCGCAAAAUGAAAGGGCAACAAGUGUUUGUCAAGAAGCUCUUGGGAAUAUCAGAACAGUUCGAAGUUGUGCUGCUGAACAUAUCGAAUUAAUGUUCUUUGAGAAGGAAAUUUAUGAGUCAGCGAAAUUGUCACAAGAGCUUGGAACUGGCAUUGCUCUCUUUCAAGCUCUUACCAACAUGUUUCUCAACUGUAUGGUGCUUGGAACUUUGUAUCUUGGUGGACAUUUGAUGUCGAAUAAUUCAAUCACUGCUGGGCAAUUGAUGGCUUUCCUAGUUGCAUCACAAGGUGUUCAAAGAUCUCUCGCUCAAGGCUCAAUCUUAAUGGGAAACGUCAUUAGAGGACUCACAGCUGGUUCUCGUGUAUUCGAAUAUUUAGCUGUCGAACCAAAAGUUGAUCUCGUUGCUGGUUCGACGAUUCCCGAUGAAAAGCUUAAAGGUGAAAUUCGUUUUGAAGGGAUUUCUUUCGCAUAUCCGUCACGUCCUGAUCAAAUUGUGUUGAAAGAUUUUAACUUGACUCUUAAACAAGGCCAAACUGUGGCGCUUGUUGGUAGUAGUGGAUCUGGGAAAUCAACUGUUGCUGCUCUCCUUGAAAGGUUUUACGAGCCAUCGAGUGGCGCAAUAUUUAUCGAUGGAAUUAAUUUGAAGGAAAUCUCACCGAUUUGGUUGCGCAAUGAAGUUAUUGGAUAUAUUGAUCAACAACCGAUAUUGUUCGGCUGUUCGAUAAGAGAAAACAUUAAAUAUGGUCGACAAAAUGCAACAAAUGAUGAGAUUAUCGAAGCUUCAAAGCAUUCACAGUCGCAUGAAUUUAUUGAAGCACUUCCUGAGAAAUAUCAAACGAAUGUUGGUGAACGAGGCGCUCAACUUUCAGGUGGACAAAGACAAAGAAUCGCAAUCGCUCGAGCUUUAAUUAAAGAGCCAGUAAUUUUAAUUCUUGAUGAAGCAACGUCAGCACUCGAUGCAAGUAGCGAAGCGGAAGUUCAGAAAGCUUUAGAUUCUGCCAUUAUUAAUAGGACAACACUUGUGAUAGCUCAUCGUUUAUCAACAAUUCGCAAUGCUGAUCUCAUUGUUGUGAUCGAUAAUGGAAGAAUUAAGGAACAAGGAUCACAUGAUAAUCUCAUGAAGAGAAAAGGUUUAUAUUAUGAUCUUGUUAAACAACAAGAAAAGAAAAGCGAAGAAGAUCGAUCAAGAGCUUAA
Molecule: messenger RNA, 2356 nt
Organism: Clunio marinus
Lineage: Eukaryota; Metazoa; Arthropoda; Insecta; Diptera; Chironomidae
Source: the annotation of a GenBank genome assembly